Molecule: messenger RNA, 3652 nt
Organism: Lagenorhynchus albirostris (white-beaked dolphin)
Lineage: Eukaryota; Metazoa; Chordata; Mammalia; Artiodactyla; Delphinidae
Gene: GPR89A
Product: G protein-coupled receptor 89A
Exons: 14
Coding region: 118-1485 (455 amino acids)
Biological process (GO): intracellular pH reduction
Cellular component (GO): Golgi cisterna membrane
Molecular function (GO): voltage-gated monoatomic anion channel activity
Source: RefSeq, a predicted model, not a curated record
GAGGUUCUGGCAGUGGCCCGCGGGCGACAGCUGCCAGUGUGAGGGGGCCCGUGGUCAGAGCGUGCCGUGGCCUUGGGGAGUGGGAAGUGGAGGUACGAGCCCUCCUUAUACUUCGCCAUGAGUUUCCUGAUCGACUCCAGCAUCAUGAUUACCUCCCAGAUAUUUUUCUUUGGCUUUGGGUGGCUUUUUUUCAUGCGACAACUGUUUAAGGACUACGAGGUGCGUCAGUAUGUGGUACAGGUGAUCUUCUCUGUGACUUUUGCAUUUUCUUGCACCAUGUUUGAGCUCAUCAUCUUUGAAAUCUUAGGAGUAUUGAAUAGCAGCUCCCGUUAUUUUCACUGGAAAAUGAACCUGUGUGUAAUUCUGUUGAUCCUGGUUUUCAUGGUGCCUUUUUACAUUGGCUAUUUUAUUGUGAGCAACAUCCGACUAUUGCAUAAACAGCGACUGCUUUUUUCCUGUCUCUUAUGGUUGACCUUUAUGUAUUUCUUCUGGAAACUAGGAGAUCCAUUUCCCAUUCUCAGCCCAAAACAUGGGAUCUUGUCCAUAGAACAACUCAUCAGCCGGGUAGGUGUGAUUGGGGUGACUCUCAUGGCUCUUCUUUCUGGAUUUGGUGCUGUCAACUGCCCAUACACUUACCUGUCCUACUUCCUCAGGAAUGUGACUGACACAGAUAUUGUAGCCCUGGAACGGCGACUACUCCAAACCAUGGAUAUGAUCAUAAGCAAAAAGAAAAGGAUGGCAAUGACACGGAGGACUAUGUUCCAGAAGGGGGAGGUGCAUAACAAACCAUCAGGAUUCUGGGGAAUGAUAAAGAGUGUUACCACUUCAGCACCAGGAAGUGAAAAUCUUACUCUUAUUCAACAGGAAGUGGAUGCUUUGGAAGAACUAAGCAGGCAGCUUUUUCUGGAAACGGCUGAUCUAUAUGCUACCAAGGAGAGAAUAGAAUACUCCAAAACUUUCAAGGGGAAAUAUUUUAAUUUUCUGGGUUACUUUUUCUCUAUUUACUGUGUUUGGAAAAUUUUCAUGGCAACCAUUAAUAUCGUUUUUGACCGAGUUGGGAAAACUGAUCCAGUCACAAGAGGCAUUGAGAUCACUGUGAAUUAUCUGGGGAUCCAAUUUGAUGUGAAGUUCUGGUCCCAACACAUUUCCUUCAUUCUGGUUGGAAUAAUCAUUGUCACAUCUAUCAGAGGACUGCUGAUCACUCUUACCAAGUUCUUUUAUGCCAUAUCCAGCAGUAAGUCCUCCAAUGUCAUUGUCCUGCUAUUAGCACAGAUAAUGGGCAUGUACUUCGUCUCCUCUGUGCUGCUGAUCCGAAUGAGCAUGCCUCUGGAGUACCGCACCAUAGUCACCGAGGUCCUUGGAGAGCUACAGUUCAACUUCUAUCACCGUUGGUUUGAUGUCAUCUUCCUGGUCAGUGCUCUCUCCAGCAUACUCUUCCUCUAUUUGGCCCACAAACAGGCACCAGAGAAGCAUAUGACACCUUGAACUCAUGCCUAUUAUAGACUGCUACAGGCCAGUGGUGUCAGAAUUUGGAUAUAAGAGGGAAAAAAUGGAGGGGACCGGGGCCUAACAUUUUUUAAACAAACAAAAUGUUGUGGUAGCCUAUUCUACCUCCAGCUUACACCUGCCUCCUCAGAUGAUACUGUAAUCAUGAGUAGCAUCAGCUACUCAUGAUCACAGAAAUGAGAGAGAGAAGUAACUCAAGCUAGUACUCAGCCAAGAGCACCCUGUUUGGGCUUGAGGCUGGUGCAGUAUGCCGGGUGGUGGGACUGGACAGAGCCAAGAAACUAAGGGGAGAGAAUACACUGGAAUUCUGGGCUAAGAGAGAUCUAAGGUAGCUGGGCCAAACACAUGAGAUUCUGUUCAAGUCAAGGAUCACAUGGAGAAGGUUAUAACGUUCCCUUGAGGUUGACUAUCAUUAAAAUCAGAGAUUGUUAACACUUUGGACUUAGCAUCAUUUUAUCAAGGAUAGCUUGGUUAAGAAGUUAUGCUUGUGUGAUCUAAUAUGAAUUGGCAUCCCACCCUUCCUCCCCAGCCCCUGUCCCCUUAAAAUAACCAAGAGGUUAUCUGUCCUGGGGAAGGAGUGGUAUGCAACUGAACUAGAGUCUACCAAGAGAGACUUCAAAGUAUGUCAUUUUUCUUGAUUUCCUUUCAACUUAUUAUUUAAAAGUGAAUUAUUCUAAAUUCAAGUCAGUGAUGAUAUCUCAUUUUUUCUUUUCAUCUGCCCCUCGUGCUGUGGGGUAAAACAGUGAAUAACUGUUAACUGGAAUAAGUCACUUUCCUAUCCUACGACUCAAUUUCUUCAUCUGUACAAGGAAGCUGUUGGAAAAUUUGUAGCACACUCAGAUAUGCAAUUUAAGAAAAUCCUGAAUUUUAUUACCAGGAAGUCUCUUUUUAUUACUAAGAUCUUAUUCUGAGUUUUAUUGUGUUUUGUGUUUCUAGAGGCAACAUGAAGGUUAAAGCAUAAAAAGUUUACCAAAAACAAAAGCACUAUUAAGGUUACAUCAGCUAACAGGCAAAAUUUAAGCAUACUCAAAAGGCAUUUUUAAUGGCAUUUAUUUUAGCAACAACAACAUUCUUACAAAGGAUAAUUUUAAUAGGCUUAUCUGCUCAGGUACUUUAGUUAACAGUUCUCACACAUACAAAUUUAUAAAUCAUCUUUGGUGCUCUAGGAACCUACAGAAGAGAUAACAGCAUACAGAGAAAUGUAGUUAAGUUGAAGCUUGAAAGAAAUCAAAUGAAAAGCAUCUGGCUCCUGCCUUAACUUUUCCUAAGUUGACCAUAAAUAAGCUAUCUAUCUGCAGUAGCCGCCCCUAAAACAGAUGACAACAGAAGACAAUCACACAUUGACAAACUGGUUUCCAGAGGAGUUCUUCUCUAACAGAGACAGUAAACCGGUGGUAGCUCAUUCCUUAGUAAAGGAUUCCUAUUAAAUACCCAGAAACAGCUAUCAGCCAAAGCUAUUGCUUGUUCUCAUCACAUCUCUGUAUCUUCAGAAUUGGAAGAAGAAUGAGAGGCUGUACUGUGGGCCUGUUCAAAAGAAAACAAAGGAUCUAUAAGUGGUAAGAGUGUGAACAUCAGGAGAUGGAUGAUCUAUUCUAGAGUUGCAUGACUUAAAUCAGGGAGUAGAGUCACUCACUAGAAGCCAGGUGACCUGAAUUCUAUACUUGGCUUUGUUUCCAGUUUGCUGUUUGACACUAACAUAUUUCUUAAUGUCCAUAUAUAUAUAAUUUCUUUUCUAUACAGUUAGCAUAGUACUAUAAUGACUUCCUAUAGAGUUAUUAUAGAAUUUUUUAAAGACACCUAGAAUACAAGGUCAAUGGCUAUCAUGUAUGCUAUGGUCUGCAAGUCUGUAUCUCCCUAAAAUGGGUAAGUUGAAAUCCUGUUCCCCAGGGUGAUGUUAUUAGGAGGUAGGGCCUUUGGGAGGUGAUUAGUUCAUGAGGGCAGAUCUCUCAUGAUUGAGAUUAGUGCCCUCAUAAAAGAGGCCUCCCGGAACUCCGCAGCCCCUUCUUCCAUGUAAGGCGUGGCCAAAGUCAGCAGUCUGCAACCUGGAAGAAGUCCUUCACCAGACACUGAAUCUGUCAGUGCCGUGAUCUUGGACUUCCCAGCCUCGAGAACUGUGAGAAAUAAAUGUCUGUUGUUUAUAAGCCAA